AUGGAUAAACUGGAACACAUUGGAACCUGGAACUAUGGAGACACAGAAUUACCAAGAAUCGUUAAAAAGGAAAUAUUAGAAGGAGAGGUAAUCUAUGUAGCAAGAAAUCCUAAAGACAAUGCUGUGUCGAUGUAUCACUUCGUAUUGCCAGUUAUGAAGUCGGUUGGCGUGGAUUUCCCUUGGGAAGCAUUUCUUGAAAUGUACAGCUUAGGCAAACAGCCAUUUGGAUCGUGGGCUUCGCACGUUGUGCCGUUCUGGGAACAUCGGAAUGAUUCCAAUUUCUUAUUUCUGAAGUACGAAGAUAUGAAAGCGGAUCACACUGAAGCAGUGCGAAAAAUUGCCACCCACCUUGGCUAUUCAACUUCCGAAGAUGUAAUCAGAAAAACAGUCGAAAACUCAACUGCUGAACGAACUAAAGAUGCAUUAAAGCUAAUACCGGAGCCCGACCUACCUGCCAUUUUAGGAGUUGGAGAUUUUGUUCGAAAAGGUGUUGUCGGCGAUUGGAAAUCCCAUUUUACUGUAGCUCAGAAUGAGGCUUUUGAUGCUGCUAUCAAGAAAGAUCUAGACGGCACUGGAUUAACAAUGGACUAUUAAUCCAUUAUCAUCAUCGCGAUUAUUAUAGCCAAGCAUAACAUAAUAAAAAUAAUAGGCCUUUUUCACGCUGCGGUAGACAUCUUCGAUCGAUGACAAACAGGGCUGAGCAGCGAAGUGUAACCAAUAGAAAUAACAUAUUGAAGGUGCGUCAAGAACUAUCAAUAAGAGGGAAAAAACAAAGCAAACAGAGAAUAGCGGCCUACUUAAAAAACUAAAAUUAAAACACAGUUCAAAUCAAAAGUAUAGUAAACAUAGUAUAUGUUUAGCCCGAUAAAAUGACCUACAGUGUCAUCUUUAACUAAAAACUUAUUGCUGAAAGUACGUCUGUCUAAACACUUAUGUAAUGCACAUGAGUAUAAAAAGGUAAAACACAUACAGUAUACUGUGUACACAUCUUGUGUUGGGCUCUCAUCCAAUGGUGUCUUCUUGGCACCCCUCUGGUCAUUCUAUGAUUUGUUGUUUUGAUAUGUUGUGCCGAAUAUGUAAUAAAUAAAAAAA
This is a messenger RNA of Anneissia japonica, 1092 nucleotides long. RefSeq names its product sulfotransferase family cytosolic 1B member 1-like. The coding region runs from base 1 to 594 and encodes 197 amino acids. Gene Ontology annotation, biological process: sulfation. Gene Ontology annotation, molecular function: sulfotransferase activity. The record is from RefSeq and is a predicted model, not a curated record. The transcript is spliced from 5 exons. Gene Ontology annotation, cellular component: cytoplasm. NCBI's taxonomy places the organism in Eukaryota, Metazoa, Echinodermata, Crinoidea, Comatulida, Comatulidae.